UUUAACAAUCUCUAAUGUAAUCAUUAUGCAAAAGGUAUCUUUCAUUUAACCAUAUCGUCUUAGGCAUGUGAGAACACUAUGAUAGCCCAUCAAUGGAAAUGUUGACAAUACAAGUGUUCCAUAACCAUGGCAUUCAUUUACAGAGAUUUCCCUGUUCCCAAUACGGUUAUGGGAGCUUUAUAAGUCCAGUAUUUUCUAUCCUAACCUACACUUACACCAAGAUACCACCCCCUUUAUGAAAUUCGGACAACCACCAAUCCUGAAAUUUGAGUAAAUUAAUAUUUACAUAGUUGUAAAGAGUGCGCCAAUCAUGCGCCACGGACGCAGAUGGAGGCGGGACUGGGUUUGAGGUUUAGUCGAAUUUAUGUUGGCACCACACGUCCAAUAAAAGGUUCGACGAAAGGAAAAUGCUAUUACCAUACUACUACAGGAGUUCUGGCUUGUGCGAGAAACCUUCCUGGAACGUCUCAACGACUUGUUUUUGGAAAUCUAAUGGACUAUAAACCCUCAGAUUCGAAAACAUCAAUAUUUGUUCUUCUUCAGGAGAGUCGCACCUGCUUGAUCCAACAUGAGGUAUUUGGAUCAGAGUUUAGUUGACUACUAUAGUACUAUCAGAGAGAAUAUCAGUUGGUAGGUUACUUGCCUCGCAGGGCGGAAUAGGACCGUUCUUUGCUGAUGCGUAACUAAGGUCCAAUCUUUCGAAUACCGCCACAGACUACACCCUUUCUGCAGCUCUGAACUGAAAUUCCUUUAGACCUGUGAUGUAUAUUAAUUGGAUGUAAACCCUGUUCAUCUCGUGGCGCAUGAUCCUCAACAGCCUGCCUAUUCCCCGCGCGCGUGAAUCGUUAAAACGUGGUGAGGUGGUACGCUUUACUUAGCCAAUCUCAACGGCUACACUGGGCAGUACUUUUGACUAACUCACAUUUGAAUGAAUUCAGCAGUAACAGUCGGGUUAUUCUGGAACCCAGACCACAUACAGCCGACUGUCUCAUUUCAUCCCGUGAAGAGACUGAUGAUGACGGAGAACAGCGAGAUGGAGACCGAGACGCAGCUCCAACGCUCGCCAAGCAACAUGUCCAUCACACCGGUGUCCAAGCUCCAGCGUCUGAAGCGCUCCCUCUCCUUUAAGACCCUGAUGCGUAGUAAGAGUGUGGAGAACUUCUUCCAGAGGUCCUACAGUGACGCCCGUCUCCCCCCAGACUUCAUCACCGACCCGCCACCCCCCUCCCCGCCCCCUGGCUCUCCCCUCGCCAGUGAAUGCUCACCCUCCCGCUCUCCGUCACUCAGCCCCAACCCCUCCCUCUGCUCCCACUCCCCAUCUCUAAGCCCCUCCCCCUCGCUGUCUUCCAAGGCCCCGCCCCCAACCCGCCCACUGACGCUGGUGAACCACUGCUUCCAGGAGCACAUUUUCCGCAAGCCCACCCACUGCCAGCUCUGCAAGCACCUGAUCGUGGGUAACUCUAAACAGGGUCUUCGGUGUAAAACCUGUAAGAUGGGUGCUCACCUGUGGUGCACCUCAGAGUUGUCCCAGCAGCCCUGCAAUGGAAAGUCUGGGGUCGGGGCCUUCAAGCGGAACUUCAGCUCUCCCAUGCUGGUUAACGAACAGCUGGCUGUCGUCAAGGAGGUGCUGCCCACCCAAGGGGCAGGCCGGGGGCGUGGGGUGGACCCUAUUUACGCAGCCCUGCGCUAUGGGACGUCCCUGGCACAGAUGAGCCGCUCCAGUUUUGGGAGCGUGUCCGAGUCGCCCACGCACAGCCAGGGUGAAGGAGGAGAGGAGGGGGAGCAGAGGCAGUACAGCAUGGAGGAGGAGAUGCCACAGGAGGCAGGGGAUCUGCCUCCGUGUGAAAACGAGAAGGCGGAACCUGAGGGUGGGGACAGCGAGCAGCUCCAGGAGCCUGUAGAGGAAACCAGUGUGAAGGUUCCCAGGCGUAUUGAGGUUCACUCCAUCCACACGUAUGUAGCGCUCUUCAAGUUCCUGCCUCAGGAGCACAACGACCUCGGACUAGAGCCUGGUGAUCGGGUGCUGGUCACUGAUGAUUCUAAUGAAGAGUGGUGGAAGGGAAAGAGUGGAGACAAGGUGGGCUUCUUCCCUGCUAACUUCGUUCAGAGGGUGCGCCCAGGGGAGAGGGUGUGGAGGGUCACCCAGCCUGUCCCUGCCAGCCGAGGGAUGGGACACAUGCCAGUGAAGGAGGAUCAGAUCUGUGUGGGGAAGAGUGAGGACAAUGAGGGUUUCCUGAAACUGAGCAGUGGGAAGAAGAGAGGACUGGUCCCUGUUGAAUCCAUUGAGGAGAUCUAACCUCUGUCUCAACACCAGCCCCCAGUCUCUCUCUGUCCAGCACCCUGUAACCUCCCCACACACCCCUUUAAGGCCUGAGGAGGACCCACCAGUCCGGAGGUCCUCCAACACCACCAUCAUGAGGCCCACCUCCCUACUAAACUGAGUGGGGAGCGUUGACAGUUCAGCUUGUGAAUUCCUGGUGAUGUGGAGGAUGCCCCAGCCUUGUCCUUGCUGACCUUGUCUCCUCCACCCCAAUGUAGCUGACAACCCGGACAUGAAAGUGUUGGUUUCCCUUCCCCAGUGGGUUGGCCUAGGUGUUGUGGAGGACUAUCUAAGCCCCCAAUGCCCCAUGUUUUCCUGCUGUAAUGUACCUUUGUGUAUUAGUGAACUGGGUUUAUCUGUAGUCCACACCACAGGGGUACGAGUUUUAGGACUGAAGGACUGGCUGCUGUGGACUCCAGUAACUUCCCUCAGGAUGGAAGGAACUUUGAGACUAUUUUCUGUCUGGUGAGUCUGGUCUCUCUGUGUGUGAUUUGACCAGUUCUUUUUCACUGUCCUCUGUGGCUGGAUAUCAUGAGGCUGAAGAAUGCGGGAUUAAGGCCGUCGCAUAAUAUCCAGUCGAAAAGUGGCGCUCCGUUUCGCGCAUAUAUAAUGACUCAAAUGUGUGCUGUUUUUGUCGGUUUUGGUGUUUGGCAGGUUUUUUUUUUGCCUGUUCGCUCAAACAACAUUUUGUAUUGGGGCAAGUUGAAGUUCGGUAGCCGACGUCUACGCCCUUUCGCCUGUAAUUGGUCAACUGUAGUGUUUUCAAAUGAAGGUCUUUAAGGGCGUAUGAGAGCACAGUCGAGCGCGCACACCUAGCCGAGUUCUGCUAGGCGUAAACAGAACCUAGUAUUAGUAUACGUUACCUUAGUCAGGUACUUGUGUUGUGUGUGGGAGUUCCUGUUCCUGUUCCUGUUCCUGGACACUUCAUAGAAGAAAACAUUUGUUCUUUCUCUGAUGUACUAGAACAAGCGUCACACUCCUGAUGACAUCAUCACAGGUGGACGCCUACUAUGAUCAUAGUAAUUCAUUUACACGGUGACCGUGAAGGAGAUAAUUGCAUGCUGAAGGAUGUACUUGUUUGAAUGCCCGGUGUCAGUGAGAUGUUCAGGAGACUGGUGAUGGUUGUAGGUGUAGGUGCUUGCAUUUUCUCUCAUCCUUUCGUUUGGUCCACCUUCUCUCUCUCUCUCUUUCUUUCUCUCUUUCACUAUCUCUCUUUCUCUCGUCUCUCUCUCCUUCCAUCUUUCUCAGCUAUACAUUGGUCCCUUGGCUGGGAUUUGACAUCAUCUUGAUUUAGACUGGCACAAAACGUAACUGCUCUGCAAGGACGGAUGGGCGGGCAGGCGGGCGACACUGGGCAGAGUACACCCUGGUCAGACCAGACAGCCAGCAGAGGACAGGACAAACUGGGUUUAUUUCGACACACUCUCUCUCAGAUCCUGACUCACCGGCUGACUCACUAACAUUCGACCUCGCACUUGACAGGUUCCAGAAGGUCAUGGAUGAAAGCCCCGUCCUUCUAUUGUACAGCUGGCGAAUCAAUCAAACACUUCAAAAAAUCUGUUUUUCUAUGUCCUAUUUAUGAAAAAUACAAGAGAUUCAAUUAGAUUUGGGCGGUGAAUACUUACAUAAAUAAUUCAAUGUUUUUUUUGUUCUGAAUAGCCUGGACUGUAUAAAACAUCUAUGAAUAGAGCCAUUGCUAAAAAAAAGAAACAAAUUGAGCAACAACACCAUUUUUUUAAACUGCUCUAAAUUAGUUUCAAUUUUCUGGACAAUUUAGCAGACGGGCCGUGGAAGACUUGGAAAGUGUGUUCGUGUCUUUUGGCUCGUCUGUUUGGUCCACCACUGGUAAACAAACAACAGCCAAGAGCCAGUCGGCUGGAAAACCACAUGAACAGACUUUGUAAGUGUGACAACCGAACAUGGUCCCGCUGGUCUGAGGGACAGGGAGCCAGGGAUAUGGAGGGACAUGGAGAGGAGUAGACAAAAGGGGUUGACCCAGGUGUAGAACCAUCAUAAAUCAAUGUGUCUGUAUGCAGGUUUCUUUGUCUAUGGACGACCAAUUCAACAUUGAUCAAAUGUCAGUCUCUCGCUCUCUCUCUCCAUUCCCCUCUCUCUUUCCCUCUGUCUCUGACACUAUUGGGCAUUUUUGCUGCUAGUGGGAAGGGUGGCUGGACUGAUGUAUUGUACAUGUAGAUGUAAGCACGUUUAAUGAUAGGAUAAUGGGUUGGAUUUCAAUGUUUCCAUAAUGUAUUGAUUAUUUAUUGAUUUAGACAGAUAUCUAUCUACUUGCUGAGUUGCAGCACGUAGCUGUCACACUGGUGGCAUUAAUAACAUGUCCCCUCCCGCUUCCUGUAAUAUAAGAAUACAGUAUAUACAGUAAGACAUCUGGAGAGUUAAAGUAUGAUGAUGAUGAACAUAUUGGGUGCGUUAGUAAAUUCAAUCUGGAGUGCCAGAGUGCGCUCUGGGUGUUCGUGAAUUCAGAUUGUUGGUCAGAUUGUCUGAUCGUAAAUUCAGAGCAUUUCGCUCUCGAAGCGUUCAGCGCUCACAUUGGACGAACUGGCCAAGGAGGAGGCUUGAUUCGAGUGUUCAGACCUCAUAAAGGCAGUCCAGUACCCAAGCUAACUGGCUAACGUUGGCUAGCUUGCUAGCUACUUCCAGAAACAAAUGAGAGAGUACCUCACUUGGACCAGUUUACUCGAUCUAGCAGAGCUGGUUAGGCUGUUUUCAUGUUAUCUGGAGCGUUGGUGACUGUAACUGUGCUGCUGGCAACAAUUUAAGUAUGCUUUCUUUGGCGACGUUUACUCACACCGGCCAUAUUCAACGGGUGUUGAGCGUUCGUAAAUUGAUCAGUUAUACUCUGUCACACUCAGACGAGAGUGCUCUGAAAUCAGAGUAGACAGGCAGAGUGAAUUUAUGAGCGCACCCAUUGUUUCAUGUUUUGUUCCUCACAUAGUGCAUGGUAAUAUGAUCAUCUUUGAGUCUAUAUCCGCUGUGUCUGUGGAUGGAUGAUGUGUCACAGACUGUGAUGAAUAUUGUUUCUUCCUUCCGCUGGGGCCAUGUGUUCCUAUGUGUAGCAUGGACUUCUCUGGUCCUCACAGUCCCAGACCAGGAGCUAUACCCAGCCACUGGGUAUACAGCUGGAGGAAUUGUUUGUUAGCUUAUUCCUUGCCAAAUUUUCACACAAGAUGUACAUUUCCGGUAGGGUUCGUGUAGACCGAGAGUCUGUCAUCCUUUGUGGACCCUGUUUGAUUCGCUCUUCGUGUAGCAUUUCUGUGUACAGGCUCUGACCUUGUUUCCCAGUUGCGAUGUAACUUGAGCAUUACGAUGAUUUUACCAGAUGCAUCGUUAUUCACAAACCAAUUUUGGUCAUGAAGUGUUUUGUUCCUCACUCAGUGGGGAAAGUUGGGCACCAUCAGUAAAUUACACAAUAUUGGGACAUUAAAACGUGAAUAGCUCCAAAUUUGAAUGACUUAAAAACCUCAAACCAAUUGUAAAAAUGUAUAUACAAGUAUUGAAAGCGUUUAACCUUUUACUGCAGUGAGCUAAAUCAGGGUCACACUGAGUGUUUAUUGGUAGUCUUCAAAAAUCUACUUUGAAACAAAGUAUACACCUCACACACAUGGUUAUGGGCUUUAAAAUAGGAAGACACCUUGACCAUGUCAGAUAAAGUUGAAAUAUGUUCAAUUUUGAGUUUGCAUCCCAAUAUUACACUUGGUUUACAUCACAGAGUACUGAAAUAUAACAAAACUGUUUGACAUAGAAACACCAGAUUUUCGGCAGUUAAAAAAAUGUAUAAUGUUGAUGAAUUAUGAAAUGAUGAAAAAUAUUAAUAACAUUCCACCCAUGAGGCCACUGGGUCAUUUGGCUGCAUGAAAGAGCUACUGAGACAACCAAAACAAUAUGAAUAACAUUCCACCCAUGAGGCCACUGGGUCAUUUGGCUGCAUGAAAGAGCUACUGAGACAACCAAAACAAUAUGAAUAACAUUCCACCCAUGAGGCCACUGGGUCAUUUGGCUGCAUGAAAGAGCUACUGAGACAACCAAAAAAAUAUGCACGUGAAUUUAUUGUUCCAUUUACAUUGUGUAAUUCAAUGACAUCCCUAACUAUCCCCAGAGAUAGGCUAUCUAAAGCCAAACCAAUCUUCGCCCGAUCGCACACCAGCCAGCUGAAGCUAAUUGGCUAAAUAAUUUGGCUAACUAUUCCCACCUGUGAACUCACCCACAUUAAACCACACCCCGAAACCAACUCACGUUUGAAUUCAGCCAUGGCCGCUAGCAUUUAUUUACGAACCAAAUCGAAAACGAGGCCAUAUUGGGAAGUGCAGUCGCCCUUUAAGAGUGUUUCCCAAACAAAAAUGUUGCGAGGCAUAACGUUUGGGUCGUUAGACCAUGUGUCAACACUGAUUGGAUCAAAAUAAAAACAGCACUCUCAAAUCAGCUUUCUCCAUUCAAAUCUUACCUUAACAUUAUAAUUAUCCCACAAUCCUGACAAUGGAUCACCUCCUAUGAGAUAUUACCACCUACAGUAUGGCUACAAAUAGGCUAUUGAUGCAGGCUUAUUAUGCUUCCUCAAUAUUAAUGCACUAAAUCACAGAGUGGGCACUUAAUUGCGCAAGUGUUGUCACACAUCAUGAAACACAUUGAGGCAAAAAAUUACAGAUUACUAUGCCUUGUGGAAAAAUAGAACUCUAUUGAUUGAACAUUACAUUCAUUUCAGUAUGAUUGAAAUAGGCUACAUGGCCUAUAUAGGCUUUGUGUCUUUUAAAGCAGUCAUCGCGCUUUUCAUUUGAAGCAUAAUUGUAUCCUUGACCCGUGUGUAACACAUACUUUGGUAACUUUGUAUUCGUAGUUAACUUCGUUUUGAAGUUGUCACAGUCAGACAGAUAGAACCAAGAUGUUUAGGCUGUGUUAAGCAGAGAGCUGUGAAUAAAGUGACGCAAAGGGGCACUUUGGGCACGAGUGGCCUGCGAAAGGUUUUUAAGAGCCACGUUACUAACGAAGGCUCUGGGAAAACAACUCGGCUACUGAAGACACAUCGUAAGAAAGUUCUAACGAUGAUCUAUCAAGAUGAAGGCUCUGGGAGACAAGGCUCUGCACAGUAAGUGUAUGUUUUAGUGUGUGUGUGUGUGCGGGAUACAGCCUUAGUUAAUAUCACUGGAAGAACACAUGCCUCAAUAAAAAAAAUCUUUAUCCUCGAAUGAAA
Oncorhynchus keta (chum salmon) is the source of this 7523-nucleotide messenger RNA. RefSeq names its product SH3 and cysteine-rich domain-containing protein 2-like. Lineage: Eukaryota; Metazoa; Chordata; Actinopteri; Salmoniformes; Salmonidae. Gene Ontology annotation, cellular component: extrinsic component of cytoplasmic side of plasma membrane. The transcript has 11 exons. The coding region runs from base 929 to 2296 and encodes 455 amino acids. Gene Ontology annotation, molecular function: protein binding. The record is from RefSeq and is a predicted model, not a curated record. Gene Ontology annotation, biological process: positive regulation of voltage-gated calcium channel activity; positive regulation of protein localization to plasma membrane; skeletal muscle contraction.